GAAAAGUAUUACCUGUUUAUGAUGUAUUGUGAUACUUGUUGGAACCUUAUCAAAUAUUAUGCGCAAAUGAUGUUAAUGUUAAACUAUGUCAACCUUCGAUUUUUCUCGUGCGGACAUAUCAGAUGAAACACUCAGUAACUCCAUGUCACAGUCCAUGUGGAGCCUGUAUACAAGUGGUCAUCAUAAACUGGUGGAAAAAAGAAGGAACGUUCUGAACAAACGUCAACAUGGAGGUUUCAGAAUCGAUAUGAUAUAAAAGUCGGUUGGAAAAGAAAAAAAACAGAGGGAGAGCAAAAUGGGCAACUCAUGUAGCAGUGGACAAGCUCACAAAGACAAGGACAGCAUGUCUCAAAGAUCUGAGGAGUCGGGCAGCUACCAGAUCCGGACCAGCCUGCCUUCAGAGAAGCAGCAGACCCUUCUCAACCACAUCACCCCCCAUUCGGGGGUGAUCCUGGAGCCAGGCACAGCUGGGGGUAAGCCCCAACUGCCGGGGGCUACGUCGGCCAGUACGGCGAGUACUCUGGAAAAAAAGCCCAGUUUGACCAAAGCGUUGAAGGGCACUGGACUGUCGGGGAUAGCUAGCGUUUCAGAUUCAGUUUCUUUGAGUUCGCCUCCAGGCAAUCACAGCCCCAAAGAAUACGAAAAACUAUUCGAUGACGACCUGCCUAAAGAAGUCGGCAAUCUGUCAGAUAACCUCCAACAUCUGAUAAUGGGAAGAAUCUCCCAAGCCAAAACAGCGCUGAGGAGUAGAAAAAUCGUCAUAUACAUAUGUGCGGCAGACUCUCAAGACUGCAAUGUUGAAAAGGGAGCUUUGCAUAACACCAUCUAUCCAGAGCUGAGAGCCAGCUGUAGGUCCAUGGGUUACGAGUUACACAUCGUCGAUCUGCACUGGAAAACUUUACUGGAAAAGCAACAAGACCACGAAUUCCCAGAGCUGUGUAUCGGCGAGCUCACCAGGCAAAUGGAAGUGGCCUAUAUCAUACCGGUUCUAUUUCUGAACAACUCUCUAGGCACUCAACUCCUUCCCAUCACCAUAGAAAGUGCUGACUUCAAGAUGGCGAUGGAAAGUGCCGAAAAUCAGUCAGCUCAAGGACUUCUCUCCAAAUGGUAUAUGUUAGAUAGUGAUGCCCAGCCACCUUGUUAUAGGCUGAGGCCAAUUUCUUGUCACAUUCCAGGUUUCAAAGAAACUUCCUUGCAAGACAGGGAAAAAGCAUUUGCCGAAUGGGCCAUUGAAAUAGACAAAAUGUUGGCAGUACUGAUUACCGUGUUUUCACAAGAGCUGAGAGAUACUUAUUUGACCACAGUAGUAGAACAGGAAGUCCAUAACACAGUGUUUAUGAGCCAAGAAUUAGCUAAACGCUGCAUUUGGUUGAACAGGGUUUUUACUCCAACUGCAAAGACUCCAGAUAAUAUGACUCCUGGAGAGGCAGAGGCACAUAGAAGACUGACUAUUUUACAAAAGGACUUAAAGAACCAAUUGACUGAAAAACACAUAGUAAGAAUUCCAGUGAAGUAUGUGGAAGGUGGAUUGAACCCUGAUAUCCCAGAGCACGAAGACUAUAUAGCCACUGUCAAUCACCACAUCAAAAAACACUUGAGCGAGAUGAUAGCCGCUAUCAUAGAAGAACACCAGAACAAAACCAUGUUGAAACCUAGUCACGGAAUAGAAUCUAGCCUAUUCGAAGAACUGAACCAACAGACAAAUUUUUGCCAAAAAGCAGCUCAAUGUAGUAUCAACAAGGAAAAAACUAUCAACGAUAUCAAAACGUAUAUUCUUGGGGACAAUAACUCGCCCCUAGUUGUGUAUGGUCCUGGUGGCUGUGGAAAAACCACCUUGUUAGCGAGGGUAGCACAAUGCUGCCAACAAUGGUUGCCUGAGGCUUUCUCCAUCAUCAGAUUCAUAGGAAUCAGUGCACAAUCAGGCACCGUCGAACAGCUUCUCAGUUCAAUUACAAACCAAUGUUCGAUUCUCAAAUUUGGACAUAAAUGUUACUGUUCUCACAACAUCGAGACUUAUCAAAAGGCUUUGCCAAGUCUUCUCAGUUCAAGUUCCCUUCAAAGGCAAUUGAUAAUCAUCCUGGAUGGUCUAGACCAAGUUCGACCUUACAGUUCGAGGAACAUAGAAUGGUUGCCAAUUUUUCUACCCGAAAACAUCAAGCUAAUUAUUUCCGUGUCAGAACCCAGCGAGAUGUACUCGAAGAUAAGCGAAAAGCUGAACGAGGACAAUUUCAUCAAGAUGCCGCUGUUAGAACAGUCGGAAGCCAAGGGUAUCUUGAUGUCUAGUGUGAUGCAGUACAACCAUAGUGUUAGUUCGAAUAUACAAGAUUGCGUGUUGAAGUCUGCACAAGAGUGUACCAUACCGUUAUACUCCAAGGUUCUAGCUUGGCAAACCUCUUGGUGGGUUGACAAAGAACAUGACAUUGUACCAAAAGGGAACGUGACUGAUCAGAUCAAUUUGAUGCUAGAUGAAUUGGAGUCCAUUAUUGGUAUUCCUCAAGUUCAGCAUGCCCUGGCGAUUCUGGUCAAUACCAAACAUGGUAUCACCGAUUCCGAGAUGAUAGACCUCUUAGCGUUCGAUGAGAGUUUUCAUACAAGCACGACUUACGUGAGUUGGGCUCCAGCAUGUUUGACUUGGUCGAGGUUAAAUAAGCAUCUGGCACCUUUCAUGCACUGGACUUUAACUGGUGGCGUUUUAGGAGUUCAAUGGAAAGACAACGUCCUGAAGCAAGCAGCUGCUGAUAGGUACAAGGACCAGAAGAGAUGGGCCAACCAGAUGCUCUUCGAUUACUACGAUGGUAAAUGGUGGGAAAGCAAACCUUCCAACCUUCAAGCUCGUAUAGUCCACCAAGAUAAUGUUUUGGGAAAAUGUUAUAAUCGAAGAAAGCUAGAUGAACUACCAUUCCAGCAUUACCAGCUCCAUUCAGACUUAGAAGAUUCAAAAUAUCUCUCGGAUAUGUCCUGGAUAUAUGACAAAAUCUGUGGUUCCAACUGCUACCAAAUACUUGAGGAUAUCAACCUCCAUUCGCGAAUCAAAAACGAAUUCACCCUAAUUCUUAAAGACUUCGUUGAAACGCAUGCUAGUGUACUCAACUAUGACGGAAGACAAUUCUAUUCGCAUUUGUAUAAAUAUUUGAGUGACAAAAUUAGUGAAGGUGAACUCAGCAUUGGAAAUAAUGACUCUAAACUGUCUUUAGUGUAUAGUAUAACGAAAAAUCCUCCUGUGUUAUCUCUCAUUCCUAUCGGUAGUAUUGACAUAGAAAAGAAAGAAGAGUUUCCUGAAGAUGUUAAGGAAGAUAGGGCCUUCGACGUUGUGGUGAGACUUCCUAAAACUGACCAAUUCAUUGUUACAGUUUCAACGCAGAAAGGGGAGCUAUGUGUUUGGGACAUAAUAAAUUGUCAGGCGAUAAGGAUACUUCGAGGCAUACCUAACCCUAUAAACCUGAUCCCUAUAGACGAAUUCAAGUGUAUCAUCUUAUGCAGAAGAGAAUUAAGGACGUUCGACUUGAAUACCGGUAGUUUUUUGACGAAACUCAAAGGAGUGAUGAACCAAAAGAUGCCGUUCUAUGGACUGCACGACCAAUCCCAUCUAGUAGCGCUAAGCAGAAACCGAAUGUACAUAAAUCUUAUGAAUUUAGAAACAGGUAAUUGCGUCACUACAUUCAAAGCUGGAGAAGACAGGUUCCUCAACUCCUUGCUCGUUUCGGGAGAUGGAAGAAUCCUUGUAUGUGGUGAUGAAACUCAGAAGCCUUUUCCUCUACUUGUAUGGAACUUACAAAAUAGAAAAUUAUUGUACGACCUUAGAAUUCCCCAUCAUCACUUUAUCACAGCAUUAUCAGCCAUUACUAAUGAAGGUAACUACGUGUGCUGCGUUUGUUACGAGAUAGCAGAACCCGACCCGAAUUUCAUUGUUGUUUAUGAUUUGCAAAGUGGCACGUUAUUCAAAAAAUGGAAGCCAUCUUGCAAUACGGUUUCCUUAGAAAUAAGCUCACAAGGUGGCUGUGUCAUAUCAGGUCUCGAAGAUGCCAGGUUACUUGUCUGGGACCUCGUUACUGGUAACUGCCGUUGGUCACUCAGUGGUCACACUGCGCCAGUAUCUUAUUUGAUGUUAGAUCCCACAGGGACACUUUGUCUUUCUAGAGAUUCAGAGUGUAGGGAUAGGUCAAUUCGUAUUUGGGAUUUAGAAAAAGGUGAUUUGGUUGCUGUAUAUACUCCCGAAACCAAGAUCACUUCUUGUACGAUAACUUCGAAUGGUCGAAUGAUCGUCCUAGCUUUAGACGGGUGCAAAUCGUUAGUUACUCUACAACUCAAGGGUCCCAAUAUCUCCGAGGUUUCUGCCAGUGAAAUUUAUGGAGACGAAGGGAACACUGGAAAAGUGUUCGAUUUGCAGGACUGUUGCUGACCAGGCUAAAAUAAUCACAGUACAUUGAUCCUAACAAGUAGCGGCAAACUCAAAUAUAACCUACCCUUUGCCUUUCAACAGUUGAUAAACAUUAGCCCCAGUAACUGUGAAAACUACUCGCUACUUGCUAAGAUUUUUGUACAGUGAAUUAUAUUUGUGAGUGGAGAACCUAUUCAUAAAUUUUGUCCAUACAACGGCCUGUGUGUUGAGACAUCAGUGAGGAAAAUCAUCUGAUAGUUACAUAGGCCGAGUUAAAAUUAUCAGUUACUAAUCAAUUCGUUAGUGUGAUCUGUGCUGGUUUCAGGUCCAGUAGAUUUAAAUAAAUACCUAUACAUAUAUAUAUUUACUCCUCCAGUGGCAGGAAUUAACUAAUAUUGUCUCGAGAGAAAAUACAAAAUAUCUGUGCUGGUUUCAGAUGAAAUUUAUUUUCCAACAUACAAUAUAUAUAUAUCUAAUAUAAGACGAGCAGCUUGAAUGAAAUGGUGUUUUCUCGUUUCAACUCCAUUUUAUAAUAUAGGAAAUACCGAAAUAUCGAAAAUUAUCUUGGUGAGAGCGGUAGUUCCGGAGCAACUUUGUAUUUUCAAAUGGAACAUCCUGUAUACUUUCACAUAAUUCAUGU
Molecule: messenger RNA, 5018 nt
Organism: Phaedon cochleariae (mustard beetle)
Lineage: Eukaryota; Metazoa; Arthropoda; Insecta; Coleoptera; Chrysomelidae
Source: the annotation of a GenBank genome assembly